Messenger RNA from Rotaria socialis, 1332 nucleotides. The record is from the annotation of a GenBank genome assembly. NCBI's taxonomy places the organism in Eukaryota, Metazoa, Rotifera, Eurotatoria, Philodinida, Philodinidae.
AUGGCAUCUAAUACAUAUGCAAAGGCAUAUAGAACCGAUCCACGAGUACAAAAGAAUGAAGAAUUUGCUUUCAUCAGCUACAUGGAAGAACCGAAUAGUUUUAGUGUUGUAUCUGUUAAAAGGUUGAUUGAUGUUGAUCAGUUUCGAAAAGGCUUUAUUCGAGAAAAAAACAAAAAUUAUCGUAUUACCGUAGAGCGAAUUGGUACACUAGUCGAUAUGGAACAGCUAGCCAAGGAAACAGAAGAAUUAUCUACCUAUACAAUGAACGCUGAUAUUGUAUCUGAUACUGAAGAAUGGCUUAAACGAAAAAAAUCGGUGAUAAACAAAAAUCAAGACCAAACGAAUUUGGAUGAAAAUCGAACAUAUACAACACUAACUACAAGUUCAUUCGACGAAUUAGAUAAAGCUGUAGAUGUUUCUCGAGUUUCAUCGGACGACGACGACGACGACGACGAUGAUGAUGAAAACUGUGAUGAGCUACAAGGGAAGAAUAAAAUCAUUGGUUAUCAACAUUCAAUAACUCCUCUCAAUCGUGAACCAGCAACAAAGUCGAAGAAACGUAAACUAUCAACAAUCUCUCGACGAUCAUCUGCAAAGCGACUUCGACCACAUGAUAUUUCGACACCAACUGCUAAUCAAGAUACGCCUGAUGUUAAUCAAUCAUCAUAUUCUAUUCUCAAAGAACUGAAUCAUAAUUUUAUUCAUCUUCGUAAGCAAAUAGGUGGUCUUAUACAAUUAUAUGAUCAUCAUAAACAAACACUCGAGUUAAUUUUACACAAUCAAAAGAAAAUGGUGAAAGCUAUGCGACAUCAUCAAAUUCCAAUUAUAUUGUCAGACGACACAGGAAUUCAAACAUCAACAAACACUACCAAUGGUGGUAGUUGUGUUUACAAAUUCAGCACAGGUGAAGAACUUGAUCUCAUUCAAAUUCCAGCUGAUCGAACGAAACCAAACAAAUUUGUUUUAAAUGCUAUUGAUAAAAUAUUUAAGGAUGAACAAGAACUUCUUGAUAUUGAUCCACGUUGUCUUAAUACAGAUAAACGAAUUACAAUUAUUCAAGAUGCUGUUCAAAUCAAGUUUGGUUUAACAUGUGAUGAACUAGCAACAGUUUGGAUACCGAUGCUUGAAUGUAUCAAGUCAAAAAGAAGAAAUAUUAAAGCUAAACAUCGAAAAAGUACUCUCAUAUCUGAUAUCAAAGACCUUAGUGGUUGUUCUGAAAAUCAAUUAACACAAUCGAAUAGUUCUAUUGUUGACUUUGAAAAACAAUCAACACAAUUGAUAUCAUUAAUACCACAAAACAUGAACAUUCCCGAAGUAAAUGAACAGAAUUAA